This is a messenger RNA of Clunio marinus, 2862 nucleotides long. The record is from the annotation of a GenBank genome assembly. NCBI's taxonomy places the organism in Eukaryota, Metazoa, Arthropoda, Insecta, Diptera, Chironomidae.
AUGAAGAUAUCCAAAGAAAUUCGUGUUCUUAAAGUGCCUCAGAAAUUUCCAGGAGAUCAAAAAGAAUACAAAUUAAUUCAAUUAGAAAAUGAACUUAAAGUGUUGUUAAUUAAACAAAAAAGUGGUAAAGAUUGUGGAAGAAAUUCAAAAUUGAAACAAAAUCUUGCAGCUGUUGCGCUUUGCGUUAGUUCCGGAUGCUUUGAUGAUCCACAAGAAGUUCAAGGUCUUAGUCAUUUCCUUGAGCAUAUGAUAUUCAUGGGAUCGGAAAAGUAUCCAAAAGAGAAUGAAUUUGAUCAAUUUGUGUCGGCACAUGGAGGGUUUGAUAACGCAUACACUGAACAUGAAUACACUUUAUUUCACUUUGAUAUCAUCGAGAAGCAUCUUGCAGGAGCUUUAGAUCGUUUCUCACAAUUUUUCGUCUCACCUUUAAUGUCGUUUGAAAGUAUGGAUCGAGAAAUGGAAGCAGUCGAAUCAGAAUUCCAAUGUAACAGUUCAGAUGAUGACGUGAGAUUACAACAAAUUUUCUGUUCAAUGGUGAAGGAUAAUCAACCAGCUUCAAAGUUUAUUUGGGGAAACUUCGAGACACUAAAAUAUGGAAUAAAACGAGAAAAACUUUCACAAAAGCUUCAUGAGUUUCGUAAACAAAAUUAUGUAGCGAAUCGAAUGUUUCUCUGUAUUCAGUCAAGUGUUGAUAUGAACAGAUUAGAAAGGACAAUCGUAAAAUGUUUUAAAGACAUUCCAAAGUCUAUUCAAAAUAUUGAAAGCGUGAGUGUGUUCAAUGAAUUUGAAGUAUUCAAGUCUGAAUUUAGUGAAAAAGCUUUCUUUGUUCAAUCAAAUGGUGAAAAAUGUAAACUUUUGAUGACCUUUCUAUAUCCGGCAUUAGAAGGAAAAGAAAUAAAAUUUCUUGAUUAUUUGGCAUCAUUGAUUCACUCUGAAGAGAGCGGAAGUUUGUCAGAUGUUUUUAUAGAGAACCAUCUAGCAUUACGAGUGAAAACGAGAAUUGGAAAUCAAAGUUUUGAAAGCAAUUUCAUGUUCACACUUUUCUCUAUAGAAAUAAAUUUAACAACAAAAGGUUUCGAACAAUUGGAGGAAGUUUUAAAUGAAAUUUUCGCUUUUCUGCUUUUAAUUAAGACCACAUCAAUUAACGAACACAGGACGAGAUACAAUGAAUUUGUGAAAAUAAAAAAUCUUUUAUCAAAAAACCGAAGAGAAAAAUCAGCGCUGGUAAAUGUUCAAGAAUUGGCAGUAAAUAUGAAAUUUUUCGAUGAUGAAAAUGUCGUCAUUGGAAACGAAAUUUGUGGCGAAUUCAAUGAAAAAGUUUUACAGAACUUCAUUGACAGGUUAAAUGAACGAAAAUUCAACAUAAUGAUUUUAUCUGAUAAAAUAAGUAAUACGGAGAAGCGUGAAAAAUGGUUUGGAACGAGAUACUCUGCAGUUGACCUGCCAAAAUACGUUUUAAAGCUUUGGAACGAACGAUGGCUACACGUUGGAUUUGUUCUUCCUAAACCAAACAACUACAUUUGCGAGAAUUUUGAACUUUUCGAAAGUUCAUGCGAAGAUGAAUCUUCAGCAUAUCCAAGAAGAAUCUUUCAUAACGAUGCUUGCCAAUGUUUCCAUUUGUUGGAUAAUAAAUUCAAACUUCCACUUGGAUUUAUUUAUGUUUACCUGAUGUCGGAAAUUACCGAAUCUACUGUUCAGAAUUUGAAUAUGACGUCAAUUUAUUCGAUGUGUGUCAAAAACUUCUUGUCCAAAGAACUUUACCCUGCAACUAUCGCUGGAUACAAUUACAAACUUCAUUCAGUUGAUGAUGGUUUGGUUCUGAGAACCAACGGCUUUAAUGCAAAACUGCCUUCGAUUGUUGAUAUCAUUACGAAGACAAUGAACACAUUUUUAAACCUAAUCGACCUUAGUGUGUUUGAAACUUUCAAGAGAGAAUUGAAAAAGAAUUUCAAUAAUUGUCUUGCUGAUGAAAAUCUUUUAAAUGAUGACUACCGAUUAUCUUUCAUCAAUAGCAAUCACAGAUCUUUCCAGGAACGUCUCGACAAUAUCGAUUUAAUUGAUUUCAAAGAUUUCACAACUUUCUGUGAAAAUUUUCUCAAAUCCUUGAAAGCAAAAAUUUUAAUUCAAGGAAAUUUCACAGAAUCAAAUGCAAUUUCUAUAACACAAAUGAUCAUUGGCAAUUUAAAUAUUAAAGAGAAUAAAGAAGCGAAGAUGAAGAAGAAGAAUCUAAGUGACAUUCUCAGGGUUCCCAUCGGUUCGUCUUAUUUGAAAAUACAAUCAAGUCGACAACACAACAAUAAUUCAUUGUUGAAAAACUAUUAUCAGAUAGGAAAAGCAACGAUUCAAAAAGAAUGUAUUGCAGAAACUCUAGUGGGAAUGAUGUAUGAGCCACUGUUCGAUGCUUUAAGAAGUCAUGAACAGUUGGGAUAUGGUGUUGCAUGUACGUUAAGAAAGAAUUCUGGAAUUAUAGGAAUCACAAUUACUGUUGAAUAUCAAGAGAAUCGACAUUCAUCUGAAAUUGUCGAUAAGAAAAUUGAAGAAUUUCUUAAUAAAUUCUAUAAAAUUUUCCUCUCAAUGAGUGACAAAGAAUUUUCAUCUGUUAAAUCUUCUUUAACUUCUAUUAAAUUAGUCAAUGAUACCGAUCUGGAGCAAGAAGUCGUCAGAAAUUGGAAUGAAAUAAGAAUUGAUGAAAAUAUCUUUGAUAGAAAUGAAUUGGAAGCUUUUGAAAUUGAAAAGUUGACAAAGAAAGAAAUUGAAGAAUUUUACUUUAAAACUUUCUUGUCAAUUCAAAGUGUAAGAAAAUUAUCAGUCCAAGUUAUUCAUAGAGAAAAUUGUAAGGUUUAUGAUAAAAUUGAAGAAUAA